Molecule: messenger RNA, 1167 nt
Organism: Mizuhopecten yessoensis (Yesso scallop)
Lineage: Eukaryota; Metazoa; Mollusca; Bivalvia; Pectinida; Pectinidae
Product: neuronal acetylcholine receptor subunit beta-2-like
Exons: 1
Coding region: 1-1167 (388 amino acids)
Biological process (GO): signal transduction; monoatomic ion transmembrane transport; nervous system process
Cellular component (GO): synapse; membrane; neuron projection
Molecular function (GO): extracellular ligand-gated monoatomic ion channel activity; transmembrane signaling receptor activity; neurotransmitter receptor activity
Source: RefSeq, a predicted model, not a curated record
AUGCGCUUUAUAGCCUGGUUAGAUAUAAGCUGGGUAGAUGAGUUCCUUAUAUUAAGUGAUGACGUGGAAAGUUUGUUGAUUCUUAAAGAAGAUAUCUGGUAUCCGGACAUAAGUGUUUAUGAUGCAGUUGACGAUCCCCAGACAAUCAGUGAUGGCAAACAUGUCAUUCUGUUCCAAAACGGUCAUGUGUCGUGGUACCAGGGCGGUGAGUACAUAAUCAGAUGCGUGAUCGAUAUCCGCCGGUACCCCUUUGAUGCCCAAACGUGCAAUUUACGUGUGGGCGCGUGGCACACUACGGCAUGGACUCAACGGCUGAUAGACUCGGGGAAGGGAUUAGAUAUAUCAGGCUAUACAGAGAAUGGGGAGUGGGAAAUCACCAACACAAUGGUGGAAUCAAACAACAGUCCUGGUUUUAAUACUUCCUGGAUACGGUAUCACAUUUAUCUUAAACGGCGCCCUCUACAUCCGGUUCUGAAUACGCUUAUUCCCAUUGUUAUGCUCUCCUUCCUAAACACACUAGUGUUCCUACUUCCAGCUAAUUCAGGUGAAAAGAUGACACUGUGCAUUUCUGUUCUCUUGGCCUUUACAGUGUUUCUUACCGUGUUCAAUGAUACAAUGCCGAAAAUGUCGACCACCAUCUCCUAUCUGUCGAUCUACCUUGUCGUCCAGUUAGGGAUGAGUGUAGUUGGAAUAGUAAUGUCUAUAUGCAUUUGGAGAACGAAAGACAGAGAAAAUUAUUCAACCUUUGAUUUUCUUGAACACACCGCACACAGGAAAGACCAGGAAGGAAUAACUGGGACAAUGAAUGCAAACAGUGAAUCUGUCAAAGGUCAUCGGCUAUCGUUUCGUCUACCUAAAAACAUGGAUGGCAUCGAAAGCAUUCCAAAAUGUGAAUGUCCCGAGAUGGACGGCUUUCGGGGAGACGAAACAGACUACCACAUGUCAUACAGUAACUAUAGCAAUGAGUUUGCAAGGCAAAUGUCCUCAAAAAACAUACGUUGUAGAAGGGAGGUGUUUUCGUCAUCAAAGAGGUAUUCAAUUGGCGAAAAACAGAAAGAUGAAAAAAGACGCCAGAACAUAGAACAAUUGGAUCUGAUUCUGUUCAAGAUAACGUUUGCCUUGGUAUUGGGAUCUACAAUAAUUCUACUUAUUACAUUGUUAGUGUGA